Molecule: messenger RNA, 682 nt
Organism: Gamsiella multidivaricata
Lineage: Eukaryota; Fungi; Mortierellomycota; Mortierellomycetes; Mortierellales; Mortierellaceae
Exons: 4
Coding region: 248-682 (144 amino acids)
Source: RefSeq, a predicted model, not a curated record
CAAUCAGCAUCAUUCUGACUUUGAAGCGUUCAGCCAUAAUCCAACGGAUGAUAGCUUCGGGCCAUUGCCUGCUCAGGCAGGCCCAAAUACCAGUUAUCCGAAUGAACGGUUUCUCUCGUGCUAAGUUCAUUUACUAUUGCAAUACUUUAUCGAUAGGAUAAAUCUAACUUGUCUCACGACGGUCUAGACCCAGCUCACGUUCCCUUAGUGGGUACACAAUCCAACGCUUACUGAAUUCUGCUUCAGUAUGGCGAGCGCGUUAUUGGCUGUAGAUCUGGCGUUGGUCGCAGCGGUGGUGCUGGUGAUAUCGGCCAGGAAAGCACAAUCCAUGCGCAAAAAGACUGGCAAUGACAAAAACUUUCAAGCAAGCGGAAAGACAUCCGCCGAGUCGACCGGCUUUGCUGAUUGCACAGCGGGAGAAUCGACCGUGGCAGCGGUAUCCAUCAUACUGUGGUUUGACGGCGCCUUGAGUUUAUACGCUACGGACGCCAUGGUCAUUAGCUUUUUGCUCGCCUCGCGGAAGCCCAAAGGCGGAAUGGGCUCGCCCACAGCGCCGCGUUGUUCUAAUAGCCGCAUGUUUAUCCUGCUUAAGCCUUGCACGUUUUGGAUAAAGGUAUUUGACACGGUGCCGUUUAGAGUAGCACUCCAGGUGAUGCUUCUGAUUGGCCCAUGGAAACCUUGA